Lactuca virosa is the source of this 1463-nucleotide messenger RNA. The record is from the annotation of a GenBank genome assembly. NCBI's taxonomy places the organism in Eukaryota, Viridiplantae, Streptophyta, Magnoliopsida, Asterales, Asteraceae.
CAGUUGAAUAAAUACUAACACAAUUUGAUAACAUGUCAAUUUGAUGUAUAUAUAUAUAUAUUAGUAUUUAGAAAUAUUAAGAAAAUGAUGUGUAAAAAUGAUGGAUAUAGGAUUCACCGUGCUGGGCCUCGUGAGAAAAUAUACUUCAAACCAGAAGAUGUGAAGGCUGCAAUUAUAACUUGUGGCGGACUCUGUCCUGGGCUUAAUGAUGUCAUACGACAGAUUGUCAUCACCCUGGAGAUUUAUGGUGUGAAAAAGAUUGUGGGGAUCCCUUUUGGAUAUCGUGGAUUUGGCAACGAAUUAGCUGAAAUACCAUUGUCCAGGAAGGUUGUUCAAAAUGUCCAUCUUUCUGGUGGAAGCUUGUUAGGAGUUUCUCGUGGAGGACCAAAUGUCAGUGAAAUUGUGGAUAGCAUGCAGGAAAGAGGAAUCAACAUGCUUUUUGUGCUGGGUGGGAAUGGAACACAUGCGGGUGCUAAUGCAAUACACAAUGAGUUGAUAAAACGAGGGUUAAAGGUGGCUGUAGUUGGUGUUCCCAAAACUAUAGAUAAUGAUAUUUUGCUGAUGGAUAAGACAUUUGGUUUUGAUACUGCUGUAGAGGAAGCACAAAGAGCCAUAAAUUCUGCAUACAUUGAAGCGCAUAGUGCUUAUCGUGGUGUUGGAAUUGUAAAAUUGAUGGGGCGUAGUAGUGGUUUUAUAGCUAUGCAAGCAGCUCUUGCUAGUGGCCAGAUUGAUAUAUGUUUGAUUCCUGAGGUACCCUUUGAGUUGCAUGGGCCACAUGGUGUCCUAAAACAUCUAAAGUAUCUACUUGAGACAAAGGGAUCAGCUGUCAUCUGUGUAGCAGAGGGAGCCGGUCAGAACUUUUUGGAGAAAACAAAUGCUAAGGAUGCAUCUGGGAACGUUGUACUUGGAGAUAUUGGCGUUCAUAUACAACAGGAGAUAAAAAAAUAUUUCAAAGAGAUUGGGGAUCCAGCUGAUGUGAAAUACAUUGAUCCUACAUACAUGAUCCGUGCCUGCCGAGCAAACGCAUCAGACGGAAUCCUCUGCACCGUGCUCGGUCAAAAUGCUGUCCAUGGUGCAUUUGCUGGAUAUAGUGGCAUCACAGUCGGCAUAUGCAACACUCACUACGUCUACCUUCCUAUUCCUCAAGUCAUAUCUUAUCCCAGGACAGUCGAUCCAAACAGCCGCAUGUGGCAUCGUUGCUUGACAUCUACUGGCCAGCCCGAUUUUAUUUAAUCCAAAAUUCAAUUCGGACAAAUUUUGAAAUUUACAUAAAUCAUAAACAAGACUUGUUAGUCUCACAAAUAAUACACACACAGGAACAAGGGGGCAUGCAUUCUGCUUCCGACAACUACAAAUAAUUUAUGGUAACAGACCCACACUCACACCCACCCAACUAUGGGAAGUGCACUGCACUGUUGCUUUCUUGGUUCAUGUAGAAUUUUGUUUACUUAGUUAGCUGUAAC